This is a messenger RNA of Strongyloides ratti, 657 nucleotides long. RefSeq names its product Apple-like domain-containing protein. The transcript is spliced from 3 exons. Bases 1 to 657 code for a protein of 218 amino acids. The record is from RefSeq and is a predicted model, not a curated record. NCBI's taxonomy places the organism in Eukaryota, Metazoa, Nematoda, Chromadorea, Rhabditida, Strongyloididae.
AUGAUUUCAUUAAUUAGUAGUUGUUGGAUGUACUUAGCAAUUAUUUUAUCUGUAUCCAAAAUUUUCUACAUAGAAAAUAAUAAAAAAGGCAAAUCAUUACCAUCUUUGUCAAUCAUUUUAACAUUUCUUCUUUUUACUGCUAAUUGCUUAGAAUGUCGUGGUGAUUUUUGUUUUAAUUUUCCAAAAAAUUUAACAAUCAAAGGGGCUGAUUAUCGUCAAACAUACAAUACAACUCAAAGAUCCUGUGCAAAAGCAUGUUUAGAUGAUUUUUGUUGUAUGGCAUAUGAAUGGAUUGAUAAUAAUGAAGGAAUAUGUACUCAUAAAACUAGAUCUCUUAAUGGAACUGUUGAAAAAAAAAUGGAUGCAUUUUUUGGACUAUGUUUAGAUCUCAAUGAUUAUGAUAGAGGUAAAUUUUCAGAUCAUAUAAUUGAAGGUACCGAAUUAGCAAGAAUCAAUGGUAUUACCUUACAAAGUUGUGAAAGUUAUUGUUUAAAUUUUGGUGAUAAUUAUAAAAUAUAUUCAUGGUAUUCUAAUAUGCAUCGUAUAUUAUUUGAAGAUGAAGAAAAAGAAAAUAAUGAAAUAGGUGAAUGUUUUUGUUUGGAUAAUAUUGAAGGAAUUCAAUUACAAUAUGGUUCAACUUCUGGAUUAUUAAGAUAA